Molecule: messenger RNA, 3194 nt
Organism: Pezoporus flaviventris
Lineage: Eukaryota; Metazoa; Chordata; Aves; Psittaciformes; Psittacidae
Gene: PRRT4
Product: proline rich transmembrane protein 4
Exons: 4
Coding region: 129-2996 (955 amino acids)
Source: RefSeq, a predicted model, not a curated record
GUGAAGAGGAGGGUGAAGAAGGGGGGGGCUGUAAAGGUGGGGUGGGGGGAGGUGAGGGGAGGGGCCGGUGCCGCUGAGACCGGUGCUGCCGCGGAGCGGGGCCGCGGCUGGAGCCGCCGCCGAGGCCGAUGUCUCUAGCGAUGUCCCCAGUGGGGCCGGGCGCUGCCCCCCACCUGCUGCUGGCCCUGCUCUGCCUGCCCCCCAUCUAUGGGGCUCCCCACAGCGACGCCCCCCCCGUCUUGUCCCUCAACCUCGGCCUCAACUUCAAGAUCAAGGUGCGAAGUCGGCCCCCCCCCCGCCCCACAUCGCCCCCCCAGCCCCACAGCCUGUCCCCAUUGGGGUCAGGCUGGGACCCCGGUGACGAGACGGGCUCUGGGACGCCCCCAUUGGCAAUGGGGGGCUUUGGGGGCGUCCCCCCCCCAAAGGGGACCACCCCAUCUGAGAAGCACAAGGGGCUGGAGCUGGACAUCGCCAUUGACCUGACAGCGGGGCUGGACCCCAAAGUGGGGUCGUCCCCCCCCAGCCUCCUGCAGGGCCCCCCUAUGGCCGGGUCCCUGGCUCCUACGGUGCCCCCCAAGUUGAGCUUUGAGGCGCUGGGGGGGGGCAACGGCUCCUGGGGGCAGGAGGAGGGCGGCAGCGGCAGCACCGAGCCAGGUGAGGGUCCUGGGCGGGUGUUGGAGGGUCCGGGGGGGGGAUCCGGGGGAGUUCCUGCCCCGCCCACCCUCUCCUCCUCCCCCUGCCCCCCGCCGUCGCGGUGCCCCCCCCACCCGCGCGCCUCCCCCGCGCCUUUCUCGUGGCCCCCGCACUUCCUCCCCCCGCCCCGCAGCUGGGGCGCGGCCGCGGGCGCGUGGGGCCGGGCGUGGCCCGCGCACGUGUUCGGGGCGGGGGCGGUGUUCGCGGCGCUGGCGCUGCUGGGGCUCGCGCUGCUGCUGCGGGGGGGCGCGGGGCGCGCGGCGCGGCCGCGGGGGGCGCUGCUGGCGGUGGCGGGGGCCGCGCGCGCGCUCCCGCUGCUGCUGGACCCGUACGAGCGGCGGGGGCUGCUCCCCGCGCCCUGCGCGCGCCUCCUCUUCGAGCUGCCCUUCCCGUGCCUGGGCUGGGGGCUGGCGCGGGGCCUGGCGCGCCCCCUGCCGGCCGCGCUGGCGCUGCUGCACCUGGCGCUGGCGGCCGGCGCCGUGCUCGCGGUGGCGGGGCUGGGCCGCGCGGGGGCGCUGCUGCUGCUGCCGCGGGGCGGGUUCGUGGCGCUGGCGCUGGGGCUGGCGCUGGCGCUGCCCGCGGGGGGCGGCUGCCGCGGGGGGGCGCUCCUCGGGAGCGCCGUGGGGGUGCUGGGGGCGCUGGGCAGCGCCGUGCUGCAGGUGUACGGGGUGCUCGCGGCCGUGGGGUGGGCGGGAGCGGGGCCGCAGGGGCCCUGGGGGUGGUGGGGGCUGCAGCUGGGGUGCCGGGUGGCGGAGGUGGCCAUGGGGGGCACGGUGGCCGCCAUGGCCAUGGUCAAGCCGAUGUCGCAGCGGCGCCCCGCGGAGCAGCCGGAGGGGGGCGGCGAGGCGGGAGCCGGGGAUGCGGGGGGGGGACCCAGCGGUGGGGCACCCCCCGAGGCCACGGAGGGGGACGGGGACCCCACGGCCGGGUACCGGCCCCCGACGCCCAUCAACCUGCGGCGCAGCAUCGACGAGGCGCUGGGGGCGCGGCACGGGAUCGGCCGCGAUGUGCCCCCGACGCCCAUCAACCUGCGGCGCAGCAUCGACGAGGCGCUGGGGGCGCGGCACGGGAUCGGCCGCGAUGUGGGCGGGUUGGGCUGGAAUGGGCUGGGAACGGGGUGGAACAUGCUGGGAAUGGGGGGCAAUGGGGGCUCCAGGGUGGGGGGCAGCGGCAAGGCCACGGUCCCGAGUGUGGAAGGAACCCUGACGCCGAGUCUCGGGACAUCUGUGACGUUGUCGAGUCUUGGGGCAACCUUGACGUCGAGUCUCGAUGGGGUCCUGAGCUCUGGUCUUGACGCAACCUUGGUCUCGAGCCCUGGGACAGCCUUGGCCUCGAGCGUGGGUACAGCCACGACACCAAGCAUUGUGACAACCGUGACCUCAAGCCUUGGUACUACCAUGGCAGCAACUCUUGACCCAACCGUAACGACGACUCUUGGCCCAACCGUAACGACGACUCUUGGCCCAAACAUGACCCAAAGUCUCGGCGCAUCCGUGGCCCCAAGUCUUGGAGCAAGCACAGCAUCAAGUCUUAAUGCAACCGCAGCCUCAAGUCCCGGCACCACCAGCACACCUGCAGCCACCACAACCAGUGCACCGGUGCUCAGCACAACCAGCAAACCAGAGCUCAGCACCACACGCAUCGGCACAACCAUGGCCUCAAGUCUUGGCACAACCACGACAUCAAGUGUUGGUACCACUGUGACAUCAAGUACUGGCGCCACCAGCACACCAGGUCUUGAUACAGCCAUGGCCCCAGAUCUUGGUGCAACCACAACUCUUGGAGCAACCACAACCCCUGUUGGUACAACCAUGACAUCAAGUGUUGGUACAACCACAACCCCCAGUGUUGGUACCACCAUGACAUCAAAUGUUGGUACAACCACAACCCCCAGUGUUGGUACCACCAUGACAUCAAGUGUUGGUACAGCCACAACCCCAAGUGUUGGUGCAACCACAACCACCAGUGUUGGUACCACCAUGACUCUGGCUCUCAACACAACCAUGACCUCAAGCGUUGGCACAACCAUGACCCCAAGCGUUAGCUCAACCACAACCUCAAGCCUUGGCACGAGCAGCACACCAGCUCUUGGCACAACUGCAGCACCUCUUGGAGCACCCACGACCCCAAGUGUUGCCACAACCAUGGCCCCAAGUCCUGGCACCUCCACCACAGGACCCAGCCCCACCGGCAUCCCCGCCUUGCACUGCUCCUCCUCCGGCACUGGGGCCCUCGCGGUGUCCCCAGGGGUCCAGGACAGUGCCCUCCUGUCCCCACAGGGCAGUGACACCAUAGACUUGUAGGGGGGCAUCCCCAAACCCCCUCAUGGUGCUGGGGGCACCCAGUGGGGCUGGGACCCCCCCUCGGACCCCCAAGUGCUCUGGAGACCUCCCCAAGAGACCCCAUCUGCCCCCCAGGUCCCUGGGACCCCCCAUGUCCUUGAGACCCUCAAGUGCUGAUGACAACCUGGGACCCCUCCAAACACCCCCAAGGUCCCUGGG